This is a messenger RNA of Rangifer tarandus platyrhynchus (Svalbard reindeer), 1149 nucleotides long. The record is from the annotation of a GenBank genome assembly. NCBI's taxonomy places the organism in Eukaryota, Metazoa, Chordata, Mammalia, Artiodactyla, Cervidae.
AUGACUGAGUUCUGGCUUAUAUCAGCUCCUGGGGAGAAAACAUGUCAGCAAACAUGGGAGAAAUUGCAUGCGGCAACUACGAAGAACAAUAACCUUGCAGUUUCUUCAAAGUUCAACAUUCCUGACUUAAAGGUUGGCACACUUGAUGUCCUGGUUGGUUUGUCGGAUGAACUGGCUAAACUGGAUGCAUUUGUAGAAGGGGUGGUUAAGAAAGUGGCUCAAUAUAUGGCUGACGUAUUGGAGGACAGUAAAGAUAAAGUUCAGGAGAACCUGUUGGCCAAUGGAGUUGACUUGGUUACUUAUAUAACAAGGUUUCAGUGGGACAUGGCUAAAUAUCCAAUCAAGCAGUCCCUGAAAAAUAUUUCUGAAAUAAUUGCCAAGGGUGUGACUCAGAUUGACAAUGACUUGAAAUCUCGAGCAUCCGCAUACAACAACCUGAAAGGGAAUCUUCAGAAUUUGGAACGAAAGAAUGCAGGGAGUUUGCUAACUCGAAGUCUAGCAGAAAUUGUGAAGAAGGAUGACUUUGUUCUUGACUCAGAAUAUCUCGUCACAUUACUGGUCGUAGUUCCCAAGUUAAACCACAACGACUGGAUUAAACAGUAUGAAACACUAGCUGAAAUGGUAGUUCCAAGGUCUAGCAAUGUUCUCUCAGAGGACCAAGACAGUUACCUAUGUAAUGUCACCUUGUUUAGGAAGGCAGUUGAUGACUUCAGACACAAAGCCAGGGAAAACAAAUUCAUUGUCCGUGACUUCCAGUAUAAUGAAGAGGAGAUGAAAGCAGACAAAGAAGAAAUGAACAGGCUUUCUACUGACAAGAAAAAGCAAUUUGGACCACUGGUACGGUGGCUGAAAGUGAAUUUCAGUGAGGCGUUUAUUGCGUGGAUUCAUGUGAAAGCUCUGAGAGUUUUUGUCGAGUCUGUUUUGAGGUAUGGCUUGCCAGUGAACUUCCAAGCAAUGCUCCUUCAGCCCAAUAAGAAAACAAUGAAGAAACUAAGAGAAGUAUUAUAUGAAUUGUAUAAACAUCUAGAUAGCAGCGCAGCAGCUAUUAUUGAUGCUCCUGUGGAUAUUCCAGGCUUAAACCUGAGUCAACAGGAAUACUACCCCUAUGUGUACUAUAAGAUCGAUUGCAACUUGCUGGAAUUCAAGUAA